Messenger RNA from Cornus florida, 1156 nucleotides. Its product is annotated as DNA-directed RNA polymerases IV and V subunit 4-like. The record is from RefSeq and is a predicted model, not a curated record. The transcript has 11 exons. Bases 181 to 846 code for a protein of 221 amino acids. Gene Ontology annotation, cellular component: RNA polymerase complex. Gene Ontology annotation, biological process: DNA-templated transcription initiation. Lineage: Eukaryota; Viridiplantae; Streptophyta; Magnoliopsida; Cornales; Cornaceae. Gene Ontology annotation, molecular function: nucleotide binding.
CUGUGAAACGCCAGGGUGCCGAGUGGGAAGCGUUUGGUUCCCCAGAAAAUUUUCAGAGGAAGGGUUUUUACGACUGUCAUAAACCCCUUCUCCUCUCUCUCAUUCACCAUUUUUAUCAUCGAAACUGCUGCUGGACUCCUCGCCUGUUACACCCCCCUCUAUUCUGUUCAGCAGUUGUAAAUGGCGGAGAAAGGAGGAAAUGGGUUCAAGGGAGGAAAACCUUCUCUCAAAUCUCCAGCAUCCUUGAAAGGGAAGGAUGAUAGCUCAGCAAAAUCAAAGAGGGGCAGGAAAGUUAAGUUUGAUUCAGAAGAAGCAAAAACCAACAUACCCUCGAAUACUGGUGGAAAGUUUGAUUUUCUGAAUGCUAAAGGUGAUUGGGGCAAAGGAGGAAAAGGAGACAAGAUUGUGAAUGGCGGUAAGAGUCCUGUCACUCCUGUAACCAAAGAACUUGCUCCGUUGGAGCUCAGAGUCGAGCAAGAACUUCCAAAGAACGCGAAAUGCCUGAUGGACUGUGAGGCGGCACAUAUAUUGCAAGGAAUUCAAGAGCAGAUGGUCAUGCUGUCCGAAGAUCCAACAAUCAAGCUCCCAUUAUCAUUUGACAAGGGACUUCAGUAUGCCAGGAGCACUAGCCAUUAUACAAAUUCGCAGUCUGUUAGACAAGUGCUUGAUGCUCUCAAAAAACAUGGUGUCUCUGAUGGCGAGAUGUGCAUGAUUGCCAACACGUGUCCAGAAUCUGUGGAUGAAGGGUUUGCUUUGGUCCCAUCCUUGAAGGGUAAGAAGAGCAAGGUUAAGGAACCCCUCAAAGAUGCAUUGAGUGAACUGGCUAAGCUUAAAGACUCGACAUAAAGCCCCUAAUGAGAUCCAUGGUUUCGCCUAUGUUGGGAGUUUGGUAAUUGUGGAUUUGGCAGCAGUAACUUGGUCAGAGCUUCCCAAUGCAGGCAGUAGAAUCCAUUAUCCUUUUGUUGAAAUUUGAUGUUUUUAUUUGGUCCAUAUAAGACCACCUUUUGAUUAGAGAAGCUCUAGGUGUUUUUAGUUCUAAGAAUCUGUAAUCAUCUUGCCUUUAAUGGUUUUGUAUACCUGUGUAUUGUUGUAGAAUCUGUCAUCAUAAUUGACAUUUUCUACAAAAAUGGCAAUUGGUAGGUUCGUUCUCUUGUCA